This is a messenger RNA of Zootoca vivipara (common lizard), 1491 nucleotides long. The record is from RefSeq and is a predicted model, not a curated record. NCBI's taxonomy places the organism in Eukaryota, Metazoa, Chordata, Lepidosauria, Squamata, Lacertidae.
AUGUUUGGAGACAGCGAGAUGACCCCAGAGGUUCCUUCUAGACCUCCUCCUCUUUGUGCCGGACUGGAAAUGGCUUCUGCCCAAUUGGAACAGGUUCCCGUGUCCCUUGAAGAGGUGGCAGUUCGUUUCAAAGAGAACGAAUGGGCUUUGCUGGAUCCGGGCCAGAGAGUGCUGCACAAAGAAGUCAUGGAGGAGAAUUAUGCGAAUCUGGUAUCUUUAGGUGAUGGGCGUGAAAGGGAUGAAGAAAACAUUCCUCAAGGAAAGAAAAUUGAACUAAAGCAGAAGUGGAGGAAGAAACGCUUGGCUUCUGUGGGGGCUGGCUUCCGUGAAGUUCCAAUAAUAGCAGAACAUCAUGCAGGCAAGAAAAGGAAUAUUGAGAAUGGAGAGAGACUGUUGAUGUGCUCAGAGUGUGGAAAGGGUUUCAUUGGCUGGAUGAACCUUACUAAACAUCAGAGAAUCCACAUGGGAGAAAAGCCACAUGAGUAUUCAGAGAACAGGAAGCAAUUCUCUCACAGCUCAGACCUUAGUGCACACCAGAGAUUCCGUGUUGGCGAAAAGCGCUAUAAAUGCUCAGAGUGUGGAAAGAGCUUUGUUCAGAACAAGUACCUGAGAGUGCACGAAAGAAUCCACAGAGGGGAAAAGCCGUACAAAUGCUUCGAGUGCGGAAAGAGCUUCAGCUGGAGUGGAAACCUGAACAGGCACCACAGAAUCCACACAGGGGAGAAGCCGUAUCAAUGUUCCCAGUGUGAGAAGAGUUUCCGCCAUGGAUCAAGUCUUAAACUUCACCAGAGAAUUCACAAUGGAGAGAGACUGUUGAUGUGCUCAGAGUGUGGAAAGGGUUUCAUUGGCUGGAUGAACCUUACUAAACAUCAGAGAAUCCACAUGGGAGAAAAGCCACAUGAGUAUUCAGAGAACAGGAAGCAAUUCUCUCACAGUUCAGACCUUAGUGCACACCAGAGAGUCCAUGUUGGCGAAAAGCGCUAUAAAUGCUCAGAGUGUGGAAAGAGCUUUGUUCAGAGCACGUACCUGAGAGUGCACGAAAGAAUCCACAGAGGGGAAAAGCCGUACAAAUGCUUCGAGUGCGGAAAGAGCUUCAGCUGGAGUGGAAACCUGAACAGGCACCACAGAAUCCACACAGGGGAGAAGCCGUAUCAAUGUUCCCAGUGUGAGAAGAGUUUCCGCCAUGGAUCAAACCUUAGUGCACACCAGAGAUUCCGUGUUGGCGAAAAGCGCUAUAAAUGCUCAGAGUGUGGAAAGAGCUUUGUUCAGAACAAGUACCUGAGAGUGCACGAAAGAAUCCACAGAGGGGAAAAGCCGUACAAAUGCUUCGAGUGCGGAAAGAGCUUCAGCUGGAGUGGAAACCUGAACAGGCACCACAGAAUCCACACAGGGGAGAAGCCGUAUCAAUGUUCCCAGUGUGAGAAGAGUUUCCGCCAUGAAUCAAGUCUUAAACUUCACCAGAGAAUUCACGCAAGGGAACGCACUUUAUAA